AAAUUUUAACUUUAUAUGCAUUGGAAGAAUGAACCGCGGUAUAUUUUAAAUAAUUGAAUAGAAUGCGCAUGCGCUAAAGGUAGUUCGUGAUUGGCGAAACGAUGGAUACACGCAUCCAAAACAAAGACAAUAGAUGAAAGGAAACAUCAAGUAAACGAGUAGGAGAAAGAUAGAGACUACCAUGUUGCGCACGCAAACGAGAGCGAGAGAGAAAGAGACCACCACCAAUAUGAUUGCUCGAUCACUUGUUCUCAGUAGUAAAGCAAAGUUCGGCGAGAGAGUUGGUUUAUCGUACAUUUUUGGAGCGAAACACAAACUCGAGGGGAAAAGAAAUUUUUGUUUGUUAUAUCGUAACUGUGAGUAAAAAAUCUUGUGUCUCCGAAGAAUGGCGGCUACCAAAGACGACAGCACCGACAGUGUGCAAUUCUUCGAAGGAGUGGAGAAACUCCUUGAGAUUUGGUUCACAAGCAGCAGCAGCAUAAACAGAAAGCAGGGCGAUCUCAGGCAGAUUCCUCAUGAAAGUAGCAUGUUCCUAUCAAAACGUAGACUUAUUCUCAAAACAUGUGGUACUACUACUCCCCUUCAAUGUUUGGAGCCCCUUUUGGAACUUGUGAAAGAAUAUACUGGCUUCGAAGAAGUAGAGAAUGUGUUUUAUUCAAGAAAAAAUUACAAAAAGCCGGAGCUCCAAAUAUCUCCUCAUCAAGCAUUUGAAGAAGAAGUUGCUUUGCUUGAUACAUUCUUCCCUGCUGGAGAAGCUUAUUGCUUAGGUUCUGUAGAUUCAGAUUGUUGGUAUUUAUAUACUUUGAACAAAGAGAAAUCUGUAGAUGAACCCUCAGAACCAGAUCAAACUUUAGAAAUCCUAAUGACUCAUUUAGAUCCAGAAGUAAUGGCUCUUUUCACUAGAGAUGUAUGCUCUUCUGCUGAUGAAGCAACUCAAAAAUCGGGAAUUGAUAAACUUAUCCCAAACAUGAUUAUAGAUGAUUUUCUGUUUGAACCAUGUGGAUAUUCAAUGAAUGGAGUAUCUAAAAAUGGAAAUUAUAUGACUAUUCAUAUUACACCAGAACUAGAGUUCUCAUAUGUUUCAUUUGAGAGUAACAUUCCAGAAACUUCGUAUGAGGAAAUAAUACGACGUGUGCUAAACACAUUCAAGCCGAAAAAAUUUGUUGUAACCAUUUUUGCUAACAAAGAAUCAAUCGCUGCUAGUUGCCCACGUGACUUAGAGCAAACUGAUUAUCUGAAAGAUUCUGGUGAUUGGCUACGUACAGAUGUGCAAUAUUGCCGCUUCAAGAAUUAUGAUUUGACCUGUGCAUUUUAUUCAAGAUUCCCAAGCUGAGGGUUCAUAGACGCUUCAUUCGGACCUAACCAAUUAGGAACCAAUGAAGCGCUUAUUAAUAGUUCUACCAUUUCUCAAACUCCCUUUUCUUUUUCCGUAAAUGAAACAAACAAACAUAAUCAAUCUAUAAAACCUGAAAUAAUUUACAAAAAACCUGAUCUUGUAUCUCUUCAAUAUAUAAAACAUAAUAAUGAAGCAAAUUUUAACGCGUGCGCUAUACAAAAUUCAAUAAUUAUCCAAGAAAAAACUAUUACAACACCUACAAAUCCAGCAAUUAUAUCCACAUCUCAAUCCAUUAAUCCUAAUGUUUCUAUAAAAGAUAAACAUAUAAAUACAAACAGUAAUGAUUGUCACUCUCUACAAAAUCAUAUGGAUUUUAACAGAGGUACUAAUUCCUAUUCUGUGCGAUCAGUAUCGUCACCACAGUUAACAAUUAAACCCCUCACACGAUCAAAAGUUUAUAGAAAAACGUCUUUAAAAUCACUGAAUUUAUCAAAUUCCAUGUUAGAUCACAAUGUAUUUAAUCAUCGUAAGAGUAAUUUGACAUCAGAAGGUCGUAUAAUCAAUAUUUCUAAUUGUUCCAUCACCUCCACAGAUAAAAAGGUACCUUUUCCGUGUCUUUCGGAAUUGACUCAAGGAAAUGAUACAAAAGAUAAAUGGAAUAUGGAAGAGGUACAUAUUACUUGUAACCCACUUUCAACACCGUAUCCAUAUUCCACGCCUCACCAUAACAUUAUGAGCGAAACUGUAACAGAACCGCUAGACGAUGAACCGAAAAGUCGAAGCUGCGGAAAUUUUUUACCAAUCUUAUCGUUGAUUCCACAAACAGUCAUCAGCUUCCAAUAUUUAAGCCCAAAAAUGAAAUUUUCGUGGUGGAGAAAUAAGAUCUCGUGAAGGUACGCUUAAGUACCAUUUAGCACAAUUGUUGCCGGUGGUUUUGUAGCGCAAUUGUUGCUAGUGGUCUUGUAGCACAAUUAAAUGCUGUUUGGACAAACUCUAUGAAAACCACUUACCUCGUAGUGAGUUCCCAAUCUUCAUCAAUUAGAGGUAUCCUGUCAUCGUUACACUUAUAUGUCAGUCAGCCUAUACCUCUUUGCAACUAUAAAUAGGAUCAUACGGAAAGAACGCAUGCAAAUAGACUUUAAAAGCAUAAGUAGUUCCUUCACUCUAUAAAAACGUUUUGCACAAUGUACAACGACUUCGAAUCUUUUAGAAAUAUUGUCUAUAUUGUACAUUACGCUUCUAUUGGAUCCUCUAGUCCAUGAAGUUUUUCCUACAGUUUAUUAAUUUAUAAGUAGAAUAAAACAAGUAUUCUUGCUCCGUGUGAAAAAUUCUCUUAUAACUUCCUCUACUUAUAUCGAUAUUACUUAUAGAAAAUUCAUUUUAGAAAAAUUAAGAAUAUGGAUUAUGCAACAGUAUGGAUCUAAUUUCAAAUGAGAUGCGUCAAUAGUGUUAUAGUCACGUUUUCUAAAUUUAUUUUUGUUGUAAAUGAUUUUUAUUUGAAAAUUAAAGAUAUGUAUUUAAAAAAUAAAAUCUAUGUCAAAACUAUUUUGUAUGUAAAAAAAAAAAGAUUAUUUGCUUAAAUAUAUUUCUUUCAUAUAAAUAUAAAUGUUAAACGAGCAGCUCCUUUUAUAAUUUAAUAUGUUAUUUUUAAAACAAAAUUUAUUGAUCCAUACAAGCUUCUAAAAGUACUAGAUAUUUGAAUGUCGUAUUACAUCAGAGUAUAAUAAAAAUAUUCCAUGUGAAUAACUACUGUAUGUGAUAUUAUUAAAAAUAUGAAAAAUAAUACACCAGUUGGUGCUGUAAAAUGUUGAUAAUUUAGAUUAAUUCAAUUUCCUUACUAAAUUUAGAUUCAUCUUGUGGAAAAAACAUUAGGAUAGCUAAAACACUAUUAAUUAAAUCAUUCCUAUAUGCGUGAGUGUGUAAUAUUAUGUGCGAGCGAUGUCUGUAUAUAUGACAAGUCAAUUUCUUCUAAAAUUUUUAUUUCUCUAUGAGAAAUGUUUAUAUCUAUAAAGAAUCCAUAUUUUUAAAAAAAUAAUUUCUUCAAAUUUAUUCUUUUUUUUUAGAUAUUCAGAGUCUUUUUAUUAAAAGAAUAUACAUUUAUUUUUUCCUCUACUUGUUUCUUAUCUUAACAUUUCCUAUGUAAAAUCAACAUUCAUUUAUAAACGUACAUUGUAUGAAUGUUGUAAACAUUCAUUUAUAAACUUAUAUUUGUUUAAUUUUACACUUAUAUAACUUACUUUUUGUUUAUCAGCUAAUAAAUAUCAAAUUUUAUGAAUAUUCGCAGUGGCUCUUAUUAAUAUUGAAACACUAUAGUAUUCGAAAGAUUAUUAUUUUGUACAUUUAUUUAUAAUAGCGUUUUCGAAUUUUUUAAUGUUAAAACGAUUAUUGUAAUUAACAAAAAUGUAAAAAGCGGUAAGUUAAAUAAUGACAAUUUAAAAUCGCAAAAAGAUUCGGAUAAUGGACAAGUCACAUUAAUUUUAUUUUUUAUGUAUAAUGUAUUUAUCUGAGUUAUGUAAAAUUAUAUAUAAAUUUAAUGUAAUUUGUUUAUUAUCUAGAUUGUUUUGUAACUUCAAACUUCAGUA
Molecule: messenger RNA, 3918 nt
Organism: Heterotrigona itama
Lineage: Eukaryota; Metazoa; Arthropoda; Insecta; Hymenoptera; Apidae
Source: the annotation of a GenBank genome assembly